Penaeus vannamei (Pacific white shrimp) is the source of this 1496-nucleotide messenger RNA. RefSeq lists its product as uncharacterized. The record is from RefSeq and is a predicted model, not a curated record. NCBI's taxonomy places the organism in Eukaryota, Metazoa, Arthropoda, Malacostraca, Decapoda, Penaeidae.
GACUGUCAGUUAAUUUUCUCGGAUUUAAGAAAAAACAAGCCACUACGGUGUUUAAGCUCGUUUGUGUGUGUUUUUACAUCAACAACAUAUUUGUGCACGAGAGAGAUUCUGACAUUUAUGGGGGAAAGAAUGUCAUGAAAUAUGCAGUCACCAGGAAGUAUUACGCAGCAGCCUGGCACGUACACGCUGUCAUGUGAACGAGCACAGGAUAGAAGAUGGAGGCUAUACUCUUUGCUGUCCGAACCAAGUACAGUGACGUAACCCACAUUAGUACCGAGGAACUUGCUAGCUGGUUAGGCUCACAAAACAGUACUGUGAGUUCUGGUUCUGCAAGUGAAAUCUCUGAGAUGGUUCCCGAGUCGCAAGGAAUAGCAAGAUCUCGGGAACCGAAUGAACUCAAGCAUCAGGAUAAUAUAAUAUUACUUGACGUUCGUGAGGAAGACGAGUAUAAAGUUAGUCAUCUCGAAAAGGCUAGGAGAAUUAGGGACGACCUCAAUGCAGAGGAAGUUGAAGAACUCCUCAAAGAGAUCUUGAAGCCAUUCAACGAAAAGGAGCCUGAAGAGGAGCUCAAGAUAGUGUGUUACUGUUCCCUUGGAUACAGGUCUUCUGACUUGGCUAGAAAGUUGAAAACCCAAGUUGAUAAUGUGAAACCCACUACCCCUGUGCAAGUAUUUAACCUGGAGGGCUCAAUAUUUAAAUGGGCCAAUGAAGGUCGUAAACUUGUUGAUAAUUAUGGGAAUGACACUACGUAUGUCCAUCCUUAUAAUAUGGUCUUUGGAAUGACGCUGAAGAAAUGUUUGCACAAGUACAAGUAAUGCAAGAUGUGAUAAGUCCAUGAUAUUACCAGUUUCUCUGUACUUCUGUAGAUAGUAUCAUUUCCAAUGAAUGACCAGUACACAGCUUUAUUAAUUAAUUCCACUAAUCUGUCAGAUUUUCAAGUUUCUCAAAAAAUGUGCAGUAUUGUCAAUGUAUGCAAAUGUAGAGAACCAGUGAAGAUGGACUCUAGUAAUAAUAAUCUUUUACCACAUUAUCUUUUCAGGUACCUUUUAUUAUGGUUUUGUAAAUGUUUACUCAAAUUGACAAAGUUGAGUUAUAUGUCAGUUUUAACAUAAAAAAUAUAGAGAAUUAAUUAAAAAAGCUUCUAGUCUGCACAAGGAAGAAAUCAGGAUUCAAGUUUGCACUUGAAUUUAUUUCGGGAAAGUUUUACUAUUCUGGGACACAUUUGGGAUAGGAUUCUAAAGAUAAUUGAUAUCAUUUAGCCAUAGUAUUUAUACAUAUCAGUAAUAGGUGUUUAUAGUAAUAGAUGGCUAAAAUUAUUUAUGUAAAAAAAUUAUUUAUUUUCUUCACAAAGUGCUAUGUACCACAGAUUAUUUUGAAGUGUAAUAUCUUGUGAUAAUUAUGUAGUCAGUACAUUACAUUCUAGUUUAACUGUGAUAAUUUAAAUUUUGUAUGAUUGUUGCUGCUAUUACUUCAAAAUAUAAAUAUACUUAAAACAA